AUGCUAUCGACAACGGGAUUUCAAGAGGAAAAUGAUUGUGGCAUAAACUAUUUCUGGAGACGCUUGUCACAGAUAUCGCCGCUGAACUGGACAGGGUGGAUGGUUAUUUCCCAAACUGUUCAACCCUAUGUAUACUGCAUUCAUUUGUUGGAAACGCUGCUUAGUAUCUUCGAGAACAGCGCAAGAGGAAUGCUGGUCCAAGAUCUAAUGCCAUAUACUUUAAGUUUUUGGCCUUUUUUCUUCGGUCAUUGCCUUCUCUCACUGUUUUUACUCUCAUGCCAGGGAGAACUCCAGAGGUCAUGCUCACAGAGUGUGGCGGAGAAAGUUAGCGAACAGUGCCAGCUGGCAUGCCACUGUAGAAGAUACCCUCCCCUGCCUCCUCCACCACCUCCGCCGCCUCCCCCUCGGCUACUGGGCCCCGUAGUGGAAGAUCCCAUAGUGCCGUUGAGGCCCUGGUGGAUGGAGAUGGACAUUGUAGUGCUUGGAACGGUGGGCUGUGCCUCAGUUGUCUUCCUUCUCUCGGCCAUCAUCAUCUGCUACAAGGCCAUCAAGAGGAAACCACUACGAAAAGAAGAGAACGGGACAAGUCGCGGGGAAUAUGCCAUGAGUAUCCGUAACAAGAAGGCUAUGGGUACGAACAACACUGUGGUAUAGACUGACUCUCUGUAGAUGAAGGAAGUGACAUCACCAUUACUGUCUCUCACCUUACCCCAAAUACAACAAUCCCUUCUCACCCAGAAUGCAACAGGGUUUUUACAUGACGUUUAAAUAAACCUUCCCUCUUUGCUUGGCAUGUUGCCCGGACUGAAGACACCAUUCAGUUCAAGAAAAACUGUAAAAGAUGGAAGGAAAAAAAAUCAAGGCAGAAAGAACAGAGAGAAAAAUCCACAAACCCCCAUGGUGUCGAAAGUGGCACAGCAGGCUGAACAUUAUGCUCUUAGUAACAGCAAGUGUUGCUGACAGGCUGGUUGGCUGCUGGCUGGAGAGGGACUGUCUGCCAGUCUGCCGCAGAUCCAGACCUCACACACUGUUGACAUCUGCAAUGGAACAACAGACAAUACAGCAGCCCUGCAGUCCCAUGGGCGGCCAGACAAGACAGCCCAUCACACACAAUAAAUAACGUGCAUGCAGUUUUUACAGAGAAUGCAACAUUUUUAUAUUCCAAUCCACACACAUUCCAUCUUUUGUUCUCCAUUUUUGAGACAGAUGCUUUGUGAGAGGCAUUAUGUUACUGUCGGUCCUGGCUCUGAGAUGUGGAUUCAUCUGACUAUGCAAUUUAAAGAAAUCCAUAUUUUAAAAAGAGAGGAGCAACGACAUCAACAUGGGACGUUCUGGUUAUUUUACCAUGCCAAAAAUGCCAAUGAAGACAGAGGCUCAAUGUAUUAUACUUCAGUCAUUCAUCGAUUUAUUUCCUCUAUUUAUUUACUUACCUUUGAAUUUAUUUUUCUACUUAAAAAGAAAAAAACUGUCUUGUAAGUUACUCACAUCUUUACAAAUCUUGAACAUCUUGAUGAAUUCAUUUUAUUUCUUGAUGGCUCUGUUUUUUUAAGUGAAUAAUUUAUAAACCAUAUAAUUCAUUUGUGAUGCUCCAAUGCUUUAAGCCUGCUGUCAGUUUGUUGAGACACUGAUGCAGAAAACACGCUUGCUCUGCAAAGAGUUUUGGUAUCAGUUGUUUUUGUCUCUGGGUGUUUGAAAUGCUCUUCUCUGUUUCCCGGAGACUUCAGCUAAAAAGUCAGGGGGUCUUUAUGAUGUGCUACGUGAAUGUGUGUUUUCAAAACAUUAUUUCUGUGCUGCAUCAUAUGCCAGCCCACAUUUUGGAUUUGUUAACUCAACGCAAUACCCAAAAAAAGUUACAUCUGCUACCACAUGUUAUUUGGUUAAAUGUUUCAGAGUCUUGGGGUCAGCUAGAUGCCUUCAGCCGUGUAUUGUUUGGAUUUGACAAUCUUCGUUUUUCUAUCUGUCAAGAAGGGCUUAGCCCAUCGCUAUAGAAACAGGGGACAUGAGCCCAGGGCUGACCUUGUGACUGGUGAGAGACAGGAGACUUAGCCAAUAGCCAGAGAUCAGGUUGCACAGAGGAUGGCCUCAGCAGGGAUGUGUGUGACUCAAUGCUGUCACAGGCAUCCUCCACAUCCCCGCUGGAAAAACACAACUGAGCUGAACUGGAGCAUCACUUAACGCUGCUCUGCUUUUUCUUCUUCUUUUUUGAACAUUAAAUCUGCGUGUGUCUGUGCGUGCGUGCAUGCAUGUGUGUGCGUGCGUGAGUGUGCUAGUCUGUCUGUGAGUGUGCAUGCUGAUGAGUGUACUGAGUGUAGUGAGUGUGGGCUGUACUCUGGCUGUCAGUUAAGUAUAGAUAUUGGCUGUGGAAAUUUGGAAAAACACAUGCUUGCAUCUGAACAUGCAGACGUUAUUAGCUAACACUAUAUCCCACCAUGUACCUAUAUGAGAGAAAUGAUGGAUGCAUGAAUGUAAAUAUUGAUAUUUAAAUAUCUGCCUUCUGGACUGUUAAUUAAUGUAUAUUGUAACAGAACAUAUGUUUAUACAUAGUAAAACUUAAAAAAUGUGCUACCAUUUAGAAUUAUGUCAAUGUUGUCAUGUUGAUGGAGCAAGCCAUUAAUGUAUAUAUGGCAAUCAAUAGUACAUACGCAAUUUAUGCAUUAUA
Molecule: messenger RNA, 2659 nt
Organism: Micropterus dolomieu (smallmouth bass)
Lineage: Eukaryota; Metazoa; Chordata; Actinopteri; Centrarchiformes; Centrarchidae
Gene: prima1
Product: proline rich membrane anchor 1
Exons: 4
Coding region: 1-654 (217 amino acids)
Source: RefSeq, a predicted model, not a curated record